CUGCUGGAAAUGACAGCAGAGAGGGAGCCCAUCUGAAGAGUGAUCGGAGCAUCAUCAGCAGAGAGUCAUCGCCAUGGGGAACUGUUGUGACUGCGUGGUGAAUUUUUUCGGCCGGCCAAAGAACACCAAUGUGCGUGUUAGUCUGCCGGCUGUCUGCUUUGUCUGGCAGAUUGCGAUGAUUGUGCUGUUUGGAGUUUUCAUCCGGUAUGAUGAGGAGUCAGACGCACACUGGGUGGAAUACAAAAGGGAGCACAAUGUCACUGACAUUGAAAACGACUUCUACUUCAGAUAUCCCAGUUUCCAGGAUGUCCACGUCAUGAUCUUUGUUGGAUUUGGUUUCCUCAUGACCUUCCUGAAACGCUACAGCUUUGGCGGUGUGGGCUUCAACUUCUUGAUCGCCUCCUUUGGUCUGCAGUGGGCUCUUCUCAUGCAAGGCUGGUUCCACUCCCUCGACCACACCACUGGAAAAAUCUACAUCGGAGUUGAGAGUCUGAUCAACGCAGACUUCUGUUGUGCGGGCUCUCUGAUUGCCUAUGGUGCCCUCCUGGGAAAAGUAAGCCCUGUCCAGCUGAUGGUUGUCACCUUAUUUGGCAUCACGCUGUUUGCUGUGGAGGAAUACAUCAUCCUCAGCCUCCUUCACUGCAGAGACGCUGGUGGCUCCAUGGUCAUUCACGCUUUUGGAGGGUACUAUGGUUUGGCCAUCUCCUGGGUCCUCUACCGACCAAACCUACACCAAAGCAAACGUCUCAGUGGAUCUGUCUACCACUCUGAUGUGUUUGCCAUGAUUGGUACACUGUUCCUGUGGAUGUUCUGGCCCAGUUUCAACUCAGCCAUCACGGACCACGGUGACGGACAGCACAGAGCAGCCAUUAACACUUACAUUGCCCUCGCUUCCUCUGUGCUCACCACUGUGGCCAUCUCCAGCAUGUCUCAGAAGAAAGGAAAGCUAGAUAUGGUGCAUAUCCAGAAUGCCACGCUGGCUGGUGGUGUUGCCAUGGGAACAGCAGCAGAGUUCAUGAUCACUCCUUAUGGGUCGCUCAUUGUGGGUUUCUGCUGUGGCAUCAUCUCCACCUUUGGCUACCUGUUUGUCACGCCCUUCUUGGAGAAAUAUUUCAAGAUUCAGGACACAUGUGGUAUCCACAACCUGCAUGCUGUGCCAGGGAUGCUUGGUGGCUUCAUAGGUGCCAUUGUUGCUGCAGCAGCCACUGAAUCUGUCUAUAGUAAAGAGGGGUUGAUCAACACAUUUGACUUUGAAGGCAAGUUUGCAGACAGAUCUCCAGGAACACAGGGAGGCUUCCAGGCUGCUGGCACAUGUGUGGCAAUUGCAUUUGGACUUGUUGGAGGCGCAAUUGUUGGGUUCAUCCUGAGGUUCCCCAUCUGGGGCGAUCCUGCUGAUGACAACUGCUAUGAUGAUGAAGUUUACUGGGAGGUUCCUGAGGAUGAGGAAACCAUCCCUCCUGUUUUGGAGUACAACAACCACAUGAUACACAAGCACCAAGACAUCUCUGAGUCAAACUUCUCUGUGGAGCAAAGUUAGAGCCGCACAGUGGGAGAUCAACCCAGUGAUAUCACUUUGAACUUGAUAUAUCUGUGAAACAACACUAAAUGAACGAUGGAGCUGCCCUGAAAGAACGGGCAGCUCUAAAAGAGAAGAACAAUAUUUUUGACAUGCAUGUCUUCCGCCUCUCUUAUCUCACACCAUUUAAACCUGAUACAUUUGUCUGGCAUUUUUUUCUAUGAUUGGAAGCUUAAGUUUAUGAUGCUGCUGCACAAAAAUGGUGACCAGACAUCUUAUUUGUCGAAAAAUAAUUCUGAAUAGAAACGUAAUAGUUCAUUUUGGAAGAAAAUUUAUAUAAUUUGCAGACACUUAAUGACUUGAAAAUGUCAGGUAGUGAGUCCAAGCAGUGUGAUGGGAAGUCAAAGACAAUCUGUUUAUGUUAUAAAUUAUAAUGCACAGAAGAACUGAGAGCUAUUUUCAUUCUCAUCAGUUGGACUAAAGUCCUCUUUUUAAAGGACUGUAAAAAGCUUUGAAUUCUUUGAUGUGAUACUUUUUAAUAGUUGAAUAUUACCAUAAUUAUUACCAUUUUAUUUCUUUUAAAGAGUCUACUGAAACACAGCAUAUUGUGUUGUACAUAAAAGAAGGUAUUUAGGAAUCAAAGGUAUUUGUGCUGCCAAAUUAGGCAGUUUUUGAAUUCUAUAUAUUACUUAGUAAUUUCUUUCAAAUUAUGUACAGGUCUUUUUAAGUUGUAUAUACAAAUGAUUCCACUUUUUAUUUGUUUGUUGCACCAGUUUCUUGUUCUUAAGAUGGAUGUUUUGGGGAACUAAAGUAACUAUGAUACAGUUGUCAGCAGUUUGGUUGCUGUAGUGUUGAAUGUUGCCUCCAGUGCACUAAGUGUGAUUGUAUGCAACAGUCUGCUUGUUGUAAUAUUGACACAUUAUAGUUUCAGUUUAAAAUAGUCUACAAAUUCAGAGAUCAAAUGUAGCUAAAAAUAAACAAUGAAGGUCUUUAAACAGUUUUUGCUCACACAUUUAGAAGACAUUUGAAGGAACCUAUGAUGAGAACAAAAUAAUGUCAUAAUACAACUAUCACAAUAAAGAGUGGUAAAAUGUGAA
Molecule: messenger RNA, 2613 nt
Organism: Toxotes jaculatrix (banded archerfish)
Lineage: Eukaryota; Metazoa; Chordata; Actinopteri; Toxotidae
Product: ammonium transporter Rh type C 2
Exons: 11
Coding region: 74-1537 (487 amino acids)
Biological process (GO): ammonium homeostasis; ammonium transmembrane transport
Cellular component (GO): plasma membrane
Molecular function (GO): ammonium channel activity
Source: RefSeq, a predicted model, not a curated record